UAAACAUCAACCUGAGCGUUCCGUUAUACAAUGUACUGAUAUCAGCUCCGCCAUCUGCGUGCUGCGACGUUGACAAAGCUCGGGCGUAACCCAAAGAUACGUUUAUCAAGCGGAGAUACGGACAUAUGUUCCAUUGCUCACGUCGGACUGCGUAAAGAAACAUUAAUUUCGUUUGGGAAGAUCGAGAAUCGGUCGAUAAUUGGAGCCGGUCCAUGUGCACGCCCUUACAUAUAACGUCAGCAUACGUCAACCCAAGAAAUUUCCUAGUUUCUGCAAAGCCUUCCUUAACAUGAGGAUAUACCCAAGCUCAGGUCCUUUCGUUCCCAUCGCCAAUCGCUCCGUUUUUACGCAUCUAUUGAAUGAGGAUGGGAACCUAAUUGGAGGAUACGACGCCAACCUACCAGCCUACAUCGAUGCAGUAUCUGGGACAGCGUUGUCUCGAGGACAAGUCAGAUCGCUCAGUCUAUCUUUCGGAUACGGAUUGAGGAAUUAUGGUGCGAAGCGGGGGGACACUAUCUUGGUGUUUUCGCCAAACUGUCUCGCUUAUCCUGUAAUUAUCCUUGGAGCUUUGGCUGCGGGACUACGGUGUACACUCGCGAACCCGGCUUAUACCGCUCACGAAUUAGCCUUGCAAUAUACCAACAGUCAUGCACAUCUGAUAUUCACCACAGAGGAGGAAUUGCCAACGACCAAGGCCAUGCUGAAGGAGCUUGGUGUGCCGGAAGAGGAUAGCGCACACAGAGUCAUCAUGCUUGGUAAAAGCUUGAGUUGGGCCGGUGGCCCCGACGCCGCAAUCAGCUCCGAAGCAUCCGAGUUGCCACAGUGGGAAAAACUUCUUAGUCUUGGUUCUUUGGAAAAGGAAGAAAAUUUCGAUGGACCGCUUGCUGAGGAGACAGCACUUCUUUGCUACAGCUCCGGUACUACGGGAAAGCCAAAGGUUGUCGAGACAACUCACAAGAACAUUAUUGCGCUACUGGAUGUCGGCGCCGCGAACUACCCCAGGGAUGUAGGCUCAGUGGUACUAGGAUUUCUCCCUAUGUAUCAUAUAUACGGUGCCACGUCACUUUUGUUCUCAGGACAGAAACUGGGGCUGACCGUCGUGAUACAAAAACGCUUCGACCCCAUUAGUUUCUGCUCUGAUAUUCAGAAAUAUAAGGUGACAACGGUGACAGUUGUACCUCCCGUACUCGUGUUCCUUUCCCGACACCCAAUUGUGGAGAAAUUCGACCUCUCGACUCUAAAAAUGUUGGUUUCCGGGGCCGCUCCCCUGGGGAUCGAAUUGUCAAAGCAGGUCACUAAGAGGCUACGUUCAAUGAGAGCAAGCUGCGCAGUUGUGCAAGGAUAUGGAAUGACAGAGAUACCAUCGGCACACUUCCUUCCUCCGUCAGAUGCGGAGAGGAAAUGUGGCAGUAUUGGGAAGCUUUACUCAAACUUGGAAGCCCGUUUGGUUGCUGGGGAUAUCGAUGCAGAGGAAGGUCAGCCCGGGGAGCUCUGGAUCAGAGGCCCGAUGGUCAUGAAGGGAUAUCUGAAUAAUUCUGACGCGACUCGAGACUCAAUGACUGGAGACGGAUGGUAUAAGACCGGAGAUGUAGCGAUUCGGGAUUCGGAAGGAUAUUAUUAUAUCGUCGAUCGAGUAAAGGAGCUCAUCAAGUACAAGGGUUACCAAGUACCUCCAGCCGAGCUUGAAAGCGUGCUGUUGGGUCACCCUGACAUCGCUGAUGCUGCUGUGAUAGGAGUGUACGACGCCUCACAAGCCACAGAACUCCCGAGAGCUUAUGUCGUACCUGUAAAUCCAGACAGGACCAAAACAAAUGGACUAAAGGCAUCUUUUGAAUCUGAAGUAACGAAGUGGAUGGUGUCAAAGGUGGCGAACCACAAGCACCUACGUGGAGGUGUCUCGGUUAUAGAUGUCAUUCCGAAAAGCCCCGCUGGCAAAAUACUUCGGCGAGAACUUCGCGAGCUAGCGAAAAAUGAAAUUCGAAGUCGAUUGUGAUACGUCUUCAGGUUCAUGCAGGUUUAGUUCAUAUACUAUAUAGCGUCGCUUUCCCUCCACUUUCGCUCAGGACUGCCAGUCUGGUAUGCCCUUAGAAGGAACUCACAACUGUAGAAUGAUCUGUUCUGUGCGUAAGAUAUUUAGAUAUCAAAACCAUAAUACGUAGACAGGAGCAAGCGAUUAAAACUUGUUCUUUCACUUACUGAACGGGUGUCUGAGCUCGUUGAUAGUGGCGAACACGUACGAAAGUGCAUAUGUUAAUAGAGAAAGCA
This is a messenger RNA of Guyanagaster necrorhizus, 2265 nucleotides long. RefSeq names its product AMP binding protein. The transcript is spliced from 16 exons. Lineage: Eukaryota; Fungi; Basidiomycota; Agaricomycetes; Agaricales; Physalacriaceae. Gene Ontology annotation, molecular function: CoA-ligase activity. Bases 290 to 1993 code for a protein of 567 amino acids. The record is from RefSeq and is a predicted model, not a curated record.